AAAAUUUCUAACGGACAAUGUUUGGUGUGCUUUGAAGACUUUACUGAGAACUCAGUGGUGACGCAACUGUCGUGCAAGCAUGUCUUCCACUAUCGAUGUAUAGCCACAUGGCUUGAAAUGAAAUCUUCCUGCCCACUGUGCCGAAAAGAUGUC
This is a messenger RNA of Helobdella robusta, 153 nucleotides long. RefSeq lists its product as hypothetical. The transcript has a single exon. The annotation marks the transcript as partial. The record is from RefSeq and is a predicted model, not a curated record. Lineage: Eukaryota; Metazoa; Annelida; Clitellata; Rhynchobdellida; Glossiphoniidae.